UAACGCGGCAAGCACGGCGCUUGAAGGCCACGAAAACGUGGACCUCCCGUGGGUCGUCAUUGUCCCAAUAUAUCCGCCAUUUCCGACUCUCUGCCCGCAGCUUCUCUCUUCUCCUCGCCGGAUUAUCUUCGAGAUGGCCGCCCGGCCGGUUGUCCAGCCCACAAGCCACCUGCCCGUCCGCAAUUACCUUUCGCCUGCUGCGGCUGCGAGCUUGACGUCAGGUAGGAGUCCAACGACUGAGCAGAGGAUGAGUAAGGCGGGCAGCAACUCAUUCUGUCGGCUCACCACCUCUCGUGCCUCGAUGGAGAACAUCGACGCAGUCGGAUCAUAUGGACAUGGACGAGCCAUCAUGCCACCGGGAUCGACGUUGAAAUUGCCGCGUGAUGUUAAUGUGCAGAGGUUCGAGAAGUUGCUCCUUCAGGCACCAGAGAAAUUACUCGAUGCACUCAAUGAAAGGUUUUCCCUGCAGAAGCUUUGUUGUCUCAUUGGAUCUGCAGGAUUCCUCGUCCUUAUGGAACAACCGGCACUCGCAGUGACUGGUGCUGCAGAAGAAGACUUAUUCUGGACGCUUAUUUCAGCAGGCAUCAUCGCAUUCUGGUACUUUUUGGUCAUGCCGCCUAUAAUCUUUAAUUGGCUUCGGUUGCGGUGGUACAAGAGGAAGCUCUUGGAGAUGUAUGUACAGUUCUUGUGUGUGUUCAUGUUCUUUCCAGGCUUGAUGCUUUGGGCACCAUUCCUCAACUUCAGACAAAUGCCACGGGAUCCAUCGAUGAAGUAUCCUUGGUCCACACCACUUAAGGACACAAGCUCUUAAUUUUCUCUGUUUCUUGCUACAAUUUGCAUGUAUAUUAUGUUAAAUACCUCUUUCUUGAGGCAACAAGGAUUGAGAUUUUGAUUGCAUGUAAAAUUUCAAGCAAAGUCUACAAUAGUUUGAUUGUUUCCUCCA
Messenger RNA from Nymphaea colorata (pocket water lily), 943 nucleotides. RefSeq lists its product as uncharacterized. The coding region runs from base 134 to 811 and encodes 225 amino acids. Gene Ontology annotation, molecular function: oxidoreductase activity, acting on NAD(P)H, quinone or similar compound as acceptor. The transcript is spliced from 5 exons. The record is from RefSeq and is a predicted model, not a curated record. NCBI's taxonomy places the organism in Eukaryota, Viridiplantae, Streptophyta, Magnoliopsida, Nymphaeales, Nymphaeaceae.